GAUGUUAGCGUCACUACCUGUUGAAGUUUAUCCAAGCUUCCACUCCAUGGAUGUACACACUCCAGCAGAUUUGUUAUGAUAACUGACUCAUUUUAUACAUUUUAAUAUUCCCUUCUUUAAAGGAAAUGUUCUGUAAAUUCAAUACUUUUUUCAGUUCCUGAUAUUUUAGCUUCUCAUAUGAGGAAAGCAAUGAGAACUAGGUCAAGUUCUCCUCCAAUUCAUGUGCAUGUCAAUGACGCCACACCGGUCCAUGUGCACGUGAAGAGCCAAAGAAUGAGUCCUGCCAGGACUCCUCAGGGGGAGGCCAAAGUCAACAGAGGAAGCCUUCGUCCCACAGCCAAGGUCAAAACACGGGUGCCAUGGAUACCACCUGGAAAGGCCUCCAAACGGGAUGCUUCCUACAAGUGGGAGGGUCCAACACACUGCCUCGAGAUCACACCACCGCUCCCCGAACCAGAACCAGAACAUUCCCAGUCUGCACUGCGGUUGGCUGACCUGACGUCAGAAGAAGAGGAAGGGCUCCACGGACGAAUCAGCCAGUAUGAGAAGACGAUUGACAGCUUACUGACUGAAGUUAGCUCUCUGAAGAACGAGGUGGAGCUGCGGAAGAAGGAGCAGCAGCUGGAGCGUCAGUCGGAGCAGCUGACUGUCUCCCAUCGGGUGAUUGCCGAGCAGGAGGAGGAGCUGGCGGAGGUGACCAAGGAGCUGCAGCAGACUGAGCGGGAGAACACCCGCUUACGGCAGUCCAUGGAGAAGAUGCUGGAGGAGAGCGACUACAGCAGAUUAGAUGGAGAAAUUGUGCAACAAGACAAAGACGCUCUGCUCAGGAAGCUGAUGGAGGCUGAGGAAGAUGGGACGGCUGCUGCCAAGCAAGUCUCAGCCUUGCGGGAAUCUGUCUCCAAACUCUGUGCAGUUGGUGGCAGUAGGCUGUCUGGCUCUGAGUCUUCAGGGUUGGUUCGCCAGAAGGAGCUAUUGCUACAGAAACUGGAGACAUUUGAAGCCACCAACAGAACUCUGCGGCACCUUCUCAGAGAGCAGCACGGAUCCCAGAUGGAGUCGAUUCUACUGUCAGAGCAGAAGGAUGCGUUACUCAAGAGACUGGCGGACACAGAGGCAGAAAAUGCUCAUCUUGUAGUGAAACUUCAAGAGAAAGACAGAGAGGUUCAUCAGCUCUCCAAACUUUUGGAUACUGAAAAGGAUAAUGCCAAGAGCUCAGCUGACUUGACUAAAAGCCUGGAGUCAACAAGAGCUCAUUUACAAGGACAGCUCCGCAGCAAAGAAGCUGAGAACAACCGGCUCACUGUGCAGAUAAAGAACCUGGAGCGAGCAGCCAACCAACAGAAAGCAGAGGUGGGGCAUCUGACAGAGCAGCUGGUGAGGCUGAAGCAGCAGGCCAGCGCAGACAGAGAGGCUCUGAAACGAGCCACACGAGCCCAGAAACAGCGAGCUGAACGCAGCGAGGGCACUGCAGGCCAUCUGAGUGUUCAGCUGCUGGAUAUGGAGAAGCAGGUGGCUGAUGCACUGUCAGCAGCUGAGAGCUGGCAGAGUCGCCAUGCCAAAGAAGUGAAAGACAAGAGUAAAAUGGAGUUUGAAAUAUCGCUGUUGAACAGCCGUAUAGCAGAGCUGACAGAGCAGCUGAAUACUUCAGAGGAUAAAGGCAGAGUGGAGAAAGAAGCCCUGCUGGAUCACCUGCAUGGACUUACCGCAGAGAGCACUGCUGCUAAACUGGAGAACCAGUCCCUCAAGGCUACAGCAUGUGCAGUGGAGGAAAAGCUGGCCUUGUCUCAGUCAGAGCUCCAGCAGGUCAAAGCCUCCAUCAAGCAAUAUGAAAGCUUGCUGGACAGCUAUAAGAUUCAGGUUGGAAAGACCCGGGCCGAGGCGGACGAGUACUGUGCUCGAUUGGCUCAGGCAGAGAAGGAGGUCCAGGUGGUGCGGGGGGAGCUGGAGCAAGAGAUAGAUGAGGUGCGCAGAGAGCUGCUGGGUCGACUGACGGAGCUGGAGCCUCUGCCUGAAGCCUUACGACGCUCUGAACUCCAGCUGCAGGAGGCUCAGGACAGGGAGCGCAGCCAGGAGAGACGCAGCAUGGAGCUGAGCACAACCUUGACUGAUCUCCGCAUGAAGGUGGAGACCCAGGGCAGCCAAGUGGAACUUUUAAGACAGAAGAACAAGGUGCUGCUGGAGGAGAACAGACAGCUUCAGCAGCGAGUGGAGAGUUUAGAAAGAAAGCUGGAGGAGGCUGGCAGUCAAAACAGCGACCUGCUGACCGUCAUUGCCAAACGAGACAGCACCAUCCAUAACAAUCAGCUCCACCUGGAUGAAAAAACAAGGGAAUGUUCCCUGCUGAGCCGAAAGCUGGAGGAUGCUCUGGAUGAUGCCCGCCAGCAGAUGUCAAAGACCAGGGAACGUGCUGCCACCAAAGAGCACUCCACCCAGUCUAAGAUAUUGGACCUAGAGACCCAACUUAGCAGGACUACCUCAGAAAUCAACCAAAUGCGACGCAGCAAAGAGGAGGUGGAGCGGCGGUACCAGAGCCGACUGCAGGACAUCAAAGAUCGCCUGGAACAGUCAGAUAGCACCAACAGAAGCCUGCAGAACUACGUCCAGUUCCUCAAAGCCUCCUAUGCUAAUGUGUUUGGAGACGUGGCCCUCGGCAGCUCGCUGCAUGGCCCCUCACCUAUCUGACUGUCAGAGGGAUGUUAUACUGUACGUGUAUGUAUGCACACCUUCCAAAACAGUACUGUGGGUAGAGCCUGUUGCUUUUUGAUUGGCUAACAAGAGCUGGAGGCUGUAAGGAUGUUAAUCUUGCUUAUUUGCUUGGAUUUUAACGAGUCGGGUGAAGAGCUGCAGUAUCUAUUUGCUGCUUUUGGUGCUUUUUCAAUUUUGAAUGAAUUAAUUGACAAUGCAUUAUAUUACUGGAUUAAAAAACUCAAUCCUAAUUAAUGUAAAAUGUAAUUAUUUGAAAGUCCCUUAGAUACCUUUCAAUUACUCCCAUGGAUUUGACCAGAGCUAAGCAAUAUAUCCUCAAAAUAGUAUCACAAUAUUUUUGGGUGAUAUCAUGAUACACAACAUAUAUACGUAUCACAGUAUUUUGUAAUCUCCUCCAAAGCACUUAUUGAAUACAAGACCGGGCGACAAAAUCAAAUGAAUUAUAUAUAUAUUUUUGACCGAAUGUCUCGAUAUUCAGAGAGGCUUAGGAUAACGUAAAAAAACAGAAUAGUUCAAAAGAUUAUAUAAUCACAGUUAAAAUGUGAUAAAGUGGCUUUAAAUCAAUCCGACAAGGCAUUUGUUUGAGAUCUUGAAGAGUAGACUGAUGGCCACCUCCGACUUCUUUGACAUUACUGUUUUGUGGAUUUCUAGAUUGAAUGUGACCUAAAGAAAAUGGGUCAGUCAUUAAGUCAGUUUGUAUUUUUUCAUGCAAUAAAAUCAAAAUUACCCAUU
Acanthopagrus latus (yellowfin seabream) is the source of this 3438-nucleotide messenger RNA. RefSeq names its product outer dense fiber of sperm tails 2a (gene odf2a). Gene Ontology annotation, cellular component: centrosome. Gene Ontology annotation, biological process: regulation of cilium assembly. The record is from RefSeq and is a predicted model, not a curated record. The transcript is spliced from 19 exons. Lineage: Eukaryota; Metazoa; Chordata; Actinopteri; Spariformes; Sparidae. Bases 178 to 2682 code for a protein of 834 amino acids.